GUUUGCUAGCAGCGAGGCUAGUUAGCCGGAGCAAGCCACCGGGAAAAGGAAGAGCUGCUACAGCAUGACAGCCCCGUCAGAGUGAGCUCGUGUUUCGGCGGCUGGAUGCCUCUUCGGGCAGCAGGUCACCUCCAGAAGGUGGUGCUUGGGGAACAUCGUUUGGCACCCUGGACUCUCCAGUAUGGGGUUCCGCAGGGGUCAAUUCUGUCCCCCAUGCUGUUCAACAUCUACACGAAACCAUUGGGUGCAGUCUUCCGGAGCUUUGGAGUGUUGCUGCUUUUCAUCUUCAGAUAAAACAACUGAGAAGAAUGGACUUGUGAUGUUGCUGAAGAAGAUUCAUGGACAACAUUUCCAGAUGGUCUUUUCCAGACUGACAACUUUGCCUAAUGUGGUUUAGUGGAAAUCUCAUUACCUAGAACAAGUUGUUCUAUAUUUCUUUAUUUGAAUUACCAGGAUAUUAAAGGAUGGAUUCUUUCAGAGCCUGCACAUUUCUCUUUGCGCUGAUAUUAUCCAGAGGUGUCACCACUGACACAGAGAAGAAAAACCCAGAUUCAGGAUUAGAAAUAUAUAAAAAGCUCUUUGAAGUGAAACGCAAAGACCAGAUGAAUGCAUUGAAGAACCUGAUUGAACUCAAUGAUGUGAACCAGCAAUACAAGAUCAUAGACAUCAUGCUCAAGGGACUUUUCAAAGUUCUUGAAGACUCGCGGGCUGUACUUAUAGCAGCAGAUGUCCCUCCAGAUGGGCCGUUCCCUCAGGAUGAGAAGCUAAAGGAUGCAUAUUCCCAUGUGGUGGAGAACACUGCUUUUUUUGGUGAUGUAGUCCUGCGCUUUCCCAAGAUAGUACACCAUUACUUUGACCGUAACUCUAACUGGAACAACCUAAUCCGCUGGGGGAUCAGCUUCUGCAACCAGACAGGAGUAUUUGAUCAAGGUCCCCACUCACAACUACUAGGAUUGAUGGCUCAAGAGCUGGGAAUUAGUGAGAAAUCUCCAGACUACCGGAAUCCCUUUAAAACUGAUAAUUCUGAAUUUUUCCCCAGUGCAGACACAUUCCAGAAGGCUCUCCGGGAGGAAGAGAAGCGAAGGAAGAAAGAGGAGAAGCGGAAGGAGAUCCGCAAGGGGCCUCGCAUCUCGCGCUCGCAGUCUGAGUUGUAAUGCCACCACCUGCUCCUGUCAUUGUGACUUGUGCUGGUGGGAGAUGGAAGCAGCUGGGAAAGGAGUAU
Rhineura floridana is the source of this 1222-nucleotide messenger RNA. It is a transcript of the gene CCDC134, whose product is annotated as coiled-coil domain containing 134. NCBI's taxonomy places the organism in Eukaryota, Metazoa, Chordata, Lepidosauria, Squamata, Rhineuridae. The transcript has 9 exons. The record is from RefSeq and is a predicted model, not a curated record. The coding region runs from base 465 to 1154 and encodes 229 amino acids.